Dictyostelium discoideum AX4 is the source of this 2772-nucleotide messenger RNA. RefSeq names its product SPX domain-containing protein. Gene Ontology annotation, cellular component: membrane. NCBI's taxonomy places the organism in Eukaryota, Evosea, Eumycetozoa, Dictyosteliales, Dictyosteliaceae. The transcript has a single exon. The record is from RefSeq and is a predicted model, not a curated record. The coding region runs from base 1 to 2772 and encodes 923 amino acids.
AUGAAAUUUGGAAAAAAAUUAAGGUUUGAAUGUGUAUCAGAAUGGCAUAAUAAAUAUAUUUCAUAUGGUAAAUUGAAAAAAUACCUAAGAUACCUUUACAGAUCAGAUUUAAAACAAAUUGGUGAAGCAGAAGAAGCUCAUUUAUUAAUAAAUGGUUUUCCUUCACUUAGUGAUAGUCAAGAACAAUUUAAACAAUUAUCAAAUUCCUCUUCACCAAUCUUUAAUGAUGGUUCAUGUUUAGAAAAUUCUUUAGAUUCUAGUAUUGGUUCAAAUAUUAUACAAGAGCAAUCACAACAUCAACAACAAGCACAACAACAACCACCACAACAAGCACAACAACAACCACCACAACAAGCACAGCAACAAGCACAGCAACAAGCACCACAAGCACAACAACAAGCACAACAACAAGCACAACAACCAGAACAACAACAACAACAAGAUUUAAAAGAAUCAUUUAAUGAUAUAACAGGAUAUAGUAUUGAUCAAUAUGAAGAUACAUCAAAUCUUGAUGAAAAGACACCAUUAAUUUCAAUAUUAGAUCAAAGUAGACCAACAACAACAACUACAACAACAACUACAACAAUGAAUACAUCAGCAGGAUCAGGUAUAUUUAAAAAUAAAAAACCAAAACAAAUACCAACAAUAUCAAUACCAGUAUUUUCACAAUCAGAAAGAGAAAGAUUAUUUUUAAGUAAAAUUGAUGAAGAAUUAAGAAAGAUUAAUGAGUUUUUUAGUAAUAAAGAAAAGGAUAUAAUAUUACAUUAUAAUAAAUUGACAGAACAUUGUUCGUUGAUAUUAAAAGAUCGUAAUCCAAGUCCAAAGGUAUUGAAAAACAUUCAAAAAGCAUUUGGUGAACUUUAUAAGGGUUUGACAAUGUUGGAGAAUUAUGUCAAUUUAAAUUACCAAGGCUUUGAAAAGAUUUUAAAGAAAUACGAUCGUUUAGCACCAAUGAAUUCAUCGAUUAAGUUAGACCAAAUGGAGCGUAUAAAAUUGGAGAAAUUCCAUUCCUCAAAAUCAUGGAGAAAUAUGAAAGAGGAUGUAGAGUUAUUGUAUUGUAAGAUAUUUAAAUUGGAUAAGAUAUCGAUUGCCAAGAAAAAGUUAGCACCAUUUUCAGAGUCGCAAUCGGCCGAUUACCACAUGCUAAAACUUGGCUUUGCCAUUGGUUUGUCAAUAGGAAUACUCGCGUUUGUAAUCAUAUUGUUCACUAAUAAAUCAUUGAACCAACAUCCAGAUUGGACGAGAUUCGUCAGUACGAUACCGAUUUUCAGGGCUGUUGGCAUACCGAUUUUGGCUGUUUGGCUAUGGGGUGUAAACGUAUACAUAUGGGAUAACGCUAGGGUGAAUUACAUUCUCAUAUUUGGGUUGGAUCCUAGGACUUCGAUUGAUCAUCGUAGAAUUUGGAAGACUGCAAGUUUUUUAACGGCGAUUUGGUUGACGAUGUUCUUGUUGUUUUGUGGUACAGUCACGGGUAAUUUUGCAUUGGGUGAUGUACCCGCUCAGGUUUAUCCAUUGGUAUUGGUGAUUUUCUUUUUGUCAGUGGUUUUCUUUCCUUUUCGUUUCUUUCAUAGAAAAUCAAGAACACUUUUAUUCAUCACACUUGGUAAUGUCAUCAUUACGCCCUUUGGUAGUACGAAAUUUAGAGCUUUGUUUUUAGGUGAUCUAUUAACUUCAAUGGUUAAAACUAUAUUUGAUUUCGAAUAUACCGCUUGUUAUUUCUUUACAGGUGAUUGGAUGAUUAAUGAUAGUACACGAUGCAAUCAAGUCAAUUCAAUUGCUUUGCCAAUUCUAUCGGGGUUGCCAUUACUUUGGCGUUUUAUGCAAUGCAUUCUACGUUAUCGUGAGACCAAUAAUAAGAUUCAUUUAGGUAAUUCAACAAAGUAUGCAGUUGGUUUUUCAGUGGUUUUAUUCAGUGCUUUGAAUGGCAAUUAUCAAGCGUAUGAACCCUGGAGUGCCUCAAGAAUAUUAUGGUGUGUUUGUUUCGUACUCUCUACACUCUAUAUGUAUUGUUGGGAUGUUGUGGUGGAUUGGGGUUUCAUGUGGCUAGGAAAACCAAGACCUUUGUUAAGACAUCAACUUAUGUAUAAACGUCAUAUGUGGAGUUAUUACUAUGUACUCUUUAGUAAUUUAAUACUUAGAUUCGCAUGGACUUUAACUAUCACUAGAAUACCAUUCGAAUUACCAAUCAACAGUGAACUUUUUAAUACAAUCACUGCCUCUAUAGAAUUGGUUCGUCGUUUCACUUGGAGUAUAUUUAGGGUUGAAAAUGAACAUAUAUGUAAUUCAAUUCAAUAUCAUGCUUUUGAUUUUAGUGAAGCACCUUGGAAAAAUGAAGUACCAAAAGUUGAAUCACCAAAAUCAUUAUUACCAUUAUCUUCAUCUUAUCCAUAUCGUCAAGAUAAUUUUAAUAAUAAUAAUAAUAAUAAUAAUAAUAAUAAUAAUAAUAAUAAUAAUAAUAAUAAUAAUAAUAAUAAUAAUAAUAAUAAUAAUAAUAAUAAUAAUAAUAAUAAUAAUAAUAAUAAUAAUAAUAACAAUAAUACCAAUAAUAAUAUUAAUAAUAUUAAUAAUAUUAAUAAUAAUAAUAAUAAUAGUCCAUCAGGUUCAAAUAGUUCAAUUAAUAAUAGUUUCCAUUUAGGUAGUAGUAGUUAUUCUUAUGAUAAUCAAUAUUCAAUUUGGAAGAAAUCUUCAAAACAAUAUUAUUCAACUAGUUUAAUUGAUUCAAUUAAAAAGAAAUUCUUUAAUAAUAAUAAUAGUAAUAAUAAUAAAAAAUAA